ACUAAUUCUCUGUUAGACCAAGUAAACCAACACUGGUGCAGAAGAAUAUCCUGUCUCCAUGACAAUUAAAGCCAUCGCUCUGCAUUGAAAGCUACCUUUCAUAAUCAAAUUAUGAAAGGUUGCAUUGUGCUCAAGAUAUUGUUUAACCCUCAAAGUUUAAUCAUAUCCUGUAUAGAAUCUAUAAACUGUAAAACCCCCAGUUUUCCUGAGUGCACUGCUCUUGUCUGAAGUAGCCAUUGUCCAUCUGCCUUUAAUCCAACCACAUAGUCUAAAAGACUCAGGUGAUUCAAAAACCGACUUUCCUCCUGCCCUGACAUCAUGUUCCCCAGUUUUUCUAACUGUCCUACUGCUUAGCAACGUUGCUUUACCUGGAGCCUGACUGGAUUAGAAAGAGAACAUAUUUACUCUUAAGUAGUAAUGUGUUGAAAAUUGGUAAGCUGGGGCUGAGCAUGAACACUGUCUUCCACAAAUGAAGAGGGUAUUACUGCCAUGAAAUAUUGUUAUUAUAUAUGUACAGUUGUAUCCAUCUACUGGUUUAGGUAGAUGUUUAGGGAAGGGAGGGUGAAAAUGGGAUAUGUUCCAAGUAAGAUGCAGGAGGAUGGUCAGUAUGGGAGGGGGAAUUUAGUUAAUAGAAAAUAGACUUAGAGAUAAGUAAUAUGUAAAUAGGAAAUGCAUCCAAAUUUACCUCUGGGAAAGAGCCAGUGUGUGAGACAGAAUAAUGUGUCAGGGAGCCUCAGGUGCAGCUGGGAGGAGAAGAGGCGGGACAAUGAGUGAGAGUCUGAGGGAGGAAGAGAGUGAAAAAGGGAGGGUUUUCAGUGUGUGUGUGUGGAGAGAGAGAGAGGCAGAGGGAGGGAGGAAGGGAAGUGUAAGCCAGUCACAGCAUCUCUCCUUCUCACUGCACCAGGGCUGAGGGAGUCUUCGUCCCUUUGCUUCCCUCGCUGCAGAUUUUAGCCAUUUCCAUCAGCGCAGUCAUCUUUUUUUUCUUGCUUUUUGCUUGCAGCUUUUGACAGAUGCAUUGAAUUCAUCUCCUUUUGUAUACCAGGAUCCAAGGAUUUAUUUAUGAUUAACAUUUUGUCCUGUUUAACGGAAUCUAAAGGGGACCUUUGCAGAGGACAGUGCUUCAGACUGGGACUCCUGCUGAGACUUCUUCUUUUCUUUAUGCUGCCAGAGUGGGUUCCCUUUUUUGUUGCGCACCCUGUGUUUUGUUCAUGCUGCGAGACAUACUGAGGAGAAAGGCUACUGUAUAAUCCGUUACCUCUACAAAAAACAAACAAAAAGAGCUCGUACUGGACAGACCUAAUGCAACUUACAAAAUCUUUGGUUGCAUUAGACACUGUCAAAGAAAUUGCUGAACCUCUCCCUGCGAAUGCCUCAGAAUGUCACAGCAAUAAGUUUAUAGAAUAAAUGAACGAAUUGCCGACUGAUCCCCUCAUCUCUCUUUGCAAGUGUCUGCCACAGGAUUGCUGAGGAGCCAAAGUGAGUGGAGCGCUGAGUUAUUCAGCUGGCCUCUCAUCAUUGCUCUUGGAGAGUCCUCUCAUCUGCCUGACAUUCAACGCUUUUAUCGGCGACAGGGCUUUUAUUUGUUUAUUGUUUGCAAAUUGUAUUCCAGAACACUGAGAGGCAAGUUUGCACAUUUGGAUUUAAACUUUACAUCACUUAAAUGGCUGAACCCAUUCAGACAUUUUUUAUGUAGUUACCUCAUUCUGCCCUGGUACACAAUGCAUUCAAUUAAAUGCAUUAUCCCCCCCAGCACCAUGUGUGUUGAGAGAGCUGUGACAUUAUCUCCUGUGGAGAUCCCCUUGUUUUUAUAGCCUGUGUCUGUGUUUUGAUUCAGACAAUAGCUGGGCACUCAUGAACUCCAGACACUGACCCGAAGACCACCAAAAUAAGGGAAGCCUGCUGUAAUAUAUUAAACAUACUAGCACCCAUGGCACAGUGAAACUUUGGGUUGUAUUGAAGGUUUUAUUCACAAAGUUAAAUGUAAUUAUACACCAAGACAGAUGCCCAAGAAACUUUUUUCUCCCCUGAAGUGUAUCUUUUGAAAAGCAAUUUGCUGCAUACAGUAACUGCCAUGUGAUCUAUUCCGUUCUUUGCAUCUUCUAUACUUCAUGCUUCCACUCUCCCAAUGGCAGCCCUCAUUAAACUUGGAAGAUGAAACCACUGACUGGCAGGAAAAGCAGCAGGGGAACUUGCCUUUUGGAGAGAUACCGGCCACAAUGCUACCACUAUCCUGGCUUAGGUGUACCAAUGGAAUACAGUUUUUUGUCCUCUCUACUUCUGAUUGUUACCCACCCACUACUUUCACUAACAAUGAGUGAUUGGAGCAGAAGAACUGAACGGGUUGUCUUCCUCUCCUAGAGCUGGUAUUGAUUUCCCUCAAGUCGGUGUGCAUUUGAUUGAGACCCAGCUAUGUGAAAGUAAGGCGAGAGAGACUGAAUGUACAAGACAUGGUAUUGAGCUGUGUUAACUGAGAGUGGUUGCAGAUGCCCAAUAAAGAACGGGAGGGGGCAGACAGUUCUCCAGUUUCAGGCCAGCUGCCUUAUGGGUGGCACAACACAAACCUGACCCACCUGGACAGCACCCAGAACAAUGAACCAGUCUGAAUUGACAACGGACCCGGUGCUCAUUGCCAACAGCAGCCAUGGAGACUUCUUCCCUGGAAGACCCUCCAACCACUCCUGUCCCCUGGGCUGGGGGCUGAAUGAAGGCCUAGAGACUUGUGUCCUGGAGACUGCUGUCAUUGUACUUCUGACAGCACUCAUCAUUGCAGGGAACCUGACAGUGAUCUUUGUGUUCCACUGUGCCCCCCUACUACAUCAUUACACCACCAGCUACUUCAUCCAGACCAUGGCCUACGCUGAUCUGCUGGUGGGUCUUAGUUGCCUGGUGCCCACCCUGUCUCUGCUCCACUACCCAGCAGGUGUCCAGGAGCCCAUCACUUGUCAAGUUUUCAGUUAUGUUAUCUCUGUACUGAAGAGUGUUUCAAUGGCGUGCUUGGCCUGUAUCAGUGUGGACCGCUAUUUGGCCAUUACUAAACCACUAUCUUACAACCAGUUGGUGACGCCAUGCCGGUUGCGAGGCUGCAUCACCCUUAUAUGUGUCUACUCUAGCCUGGUUUUCUUGCCGUCUUUCUUUGGAUGGGGCAAGCCAGGAUAUCAUGGGGACAUUUUUGAGUGGUGCGCUCACUCGUGGCCGACCUCUGCCCUAUUUACAGGCUUUGUAGUGUGCCUGCUCUAUGCACCUGCUGCACUUGUGGUGUGUUUUACCUAUUACCAUAUAUUUCGCAUUUGCCAGCAGCACAACAGGGAGAUCAGUGAACGGAGGGCACGUUUCCCAAGCCAGGAGAUGGAGGCUGGUGAUGGGGGAGGCAGCAGUGGACAUCAGGGGGGGCAUGGACCAGAUCGUCGUUAUGCGAUGGUGCUCUUCCGCAUCACCAGUGUUUUUUACAUGCUUUGGCUCCCCUACAUAAUCUACUUUCUGCUAGAGAGCUCCCAUGUGCUGGAUAGCCCUGCACUUUCUUUCAUUACCACCUGGCUAGCCAUUAGCAACAGCUUUUGCAACUGUGUUAUCUACAGUCUUUCUAACAGUGUGUUCAGGCUGGGCAUGCGUAGGCUCUCGCAAACAAUCUGCUCCUUCAGCCACUGUGCAGCGGAUGACAGGGAUUUUGUGGAGCCUAAACCAAGAAAGAGGGCAAAUUCAUGCUCCAUUUGAAGUAAUUCUGCAGGAUAUUGAACUCCUGGAAUCAAUGAAUGGGAAAUGUGAAUCUUAACGAGCUUAACAGCGUAUUAACUUUUAGUAAAGGUGGAAGGGCCUAACCAAAUGGACACUCUCUGUAACAGCCUGUUAGCUCACUGGCACCUGUGACUUUAACUUGGUCACACUAAACCUCAGUUUAUUGCAUCAUAGCAUUUCCAAGUUGAUGGUUGUAGUGUCUAAACAGAGAGUUGAUGGGAGUUUGGCAAUGUGUGAUGGCUUUCGCUCAGUGUUAUGUGACAUGACUGAGUGUCAGACCUAAUGAGAGGGCAAACAUGUAAAUUGUAAAAGAUUAGCAAAAGUAUUUCCUUUGACAUUAAAUGUGACCUCCUUUUACCGGCCUGUUAUAUUUUAGUCUUUGUAAAUUUGUUUGACCUGCCACUGGAUGACUCCUAACUUUUUAUGACUGUCAUUAGCAGAUACAAAAUAACUUGCAUACUUGAGCUCACAAAACUGUUAAAAGGAGAAAAGAGGGGGGGAAAUAGAAAAUGUUUGUAUUAACCAUAUAAAUGCACAAAGCAAUGUGUUAACAGCCAUUAUGUUGUUGAUAAAUAACAGGUGUUGUAUGGCCUUGACUGUUUUCUAUAGAAAAGCAAGCAGUCUUUUCUGCUUUUUGUAUUUUGUGUUGUGUUUGUGCACACAAUGACAGUCGGUGAGCAGAAGAUAGAGCCAAGAAAAAUUGACAUGAUGUACUGUCAGAUCUGCAGCCUUUAUAGAUAGUGAUGGAUUCGUCAGUAUGACAGUUGGGUGAAACUGGAUAAAGCUGUUACUCAGACCAUCUACAAAAUAUACCACAUAAUCUAACAGUGUACAGCCAUCUUUAACAUUAAAUACCAGUAUUAAACUUCAUAGGCACACUGGAGGGAUUUAUAAAUCUCAACUGUAGUUGUAGUGAACUCAUAAUAUUUUAACACCCUGCAGACUGCACUAGUGUGACCAGUAUCAGAUUUUCUACAAAUGACUUGCUGCUUCUAUUGUUUACCAAUGUAAAUAUACUGAUUAUUGUUAGUUGUGAAUUAGGUGGUGCACCCUUCCCAAAACAAAUGCACCUUAUUUCGUGCAUUCAGAUUUAGUAUGUAUUUGAAUUAGCCUGGUUUGAGACUAAGGCCUCUGUACGAAGGGCAGCGCAUUGAACUCUAUACAAAGACGUUAGUGUUGAGGGCAGUGAACUGAUGCGCUUAGCAAAAGACCACCCAACACAGUGUUUUUCUCCAAGGAUCCCCCAGUAUAAAAUGGUUUAUCAAAGCCCACAACUGGCAUGCAAUUCCUGAUAUGGCUGUUUUAUGAGUGUUCUGCUAGCAGUUUGAUUCACAAGUGCUCAUGACAGCCAUUUUCAACCAGUAAUUGAAUAUUACAUUUGUCUUUCCUGUAUGUGGACAGCCAUGUGUACUACAAUAGGGAACACAUAAUUGGUCAAAUCUAAUCAAAACCAAAAUACUGUAACUAUAUUAUUAUUUAUUCAAUUGUUUUAAUUUGUAAUCUUCCCUGUGUCAUAUACAGGUCAAUGAUAAGAAGUUUCUUUGCUGACCUAGAGACUAAUUUAGGUGCUUUUCAUCACUGACACCCUUAUUUGUUUUUGUAAAGAUGAUGAUGGUGGGUUUUAUUUCCUAGCAGCAGUUUACAGGGGCUCGGGUUAAUGUGACCCGAUCUGUCUGGAGGUUGCUGUGAGGUUGAAACGUAACUGAUCUGAAAUUACAUGCUUAGUUGUGAUAAAUGUUUAAGGCUAUCACUAGCUUAUCUUGUAUUGGUUUGUUGAACUACAGGCUGGACAAUGUUCUAUGUUACUAAUUUAGCCAAUUUGUCCUUAGCUCGCCAGUUUAAUUAUUGACAUGAAAAUUUACUGAGCCUAGUUGGACAUCACCCUCAGCAUUUGUGGAAGUUGUUAUUAGUAACAACUGACAAUUGAACAAUUGGAUUUGUAGCUGGUCUCAUGAAAUAUAAUCUCUUGUCAUGAUGUUUGUAUCCAUACAAAAUAAUGAAGGGCAAAGUAUGGAUGUCCUUUGUGAAAAUGUUUCAAGCUUUUUUUUGCUAAAAGAAGUUUAUUGUUCUUUUUUUAAGCUUGCAGACUGUUUCCCAAUCUGAUAGACAACAAGCAGAUGAACUGCUUUAGGCUAUGAUCCUCAUUCUUUGCUCCAGCACAGUACUAUAGUCAUUCCAGUCAGUUUACCUUGUACAUUCCCUGAUCAUUGGAUCAAUGUCAAAUUGUAAUUCUUUUAAUACGAAUACAGCCACGUACUAUAGCCAAUGAUUUCUCUCUUUGCUCACACAGUAUUGUUGGUCAUGUGUGAUUUAGGCCUUGCUUGUUGUGUAUUUGUCCAUGCUAGAAACCAUGUGAUCCUCACCCGGUCCCUUGAUAUUGUAACUGUUGUUUCAUUCAAUGCUGCUUACCAACAUACCCAGUGCGAGUCAUUUUAAAGCUGCAUUAAGUGAUGAUCUUUAACACCGAAAAGAAACAGAGCUACAGUACAUGGGCAUUUCAGAAGAGUCUGUCUGGCCACCUUUGUGAAUGUAAGUAAACAUUUAAGCCAACAGAACCGGGUUAUUCACAUACUCUACUUUCUUCACCAGCCACUUGUUUAUUAUCUCUUUGUAGUUUUGCAUGAGAUUUUAUAUAGUCAACAUGAAAUGGUCACAUGCUGUGAGUGGCUGCCCAAGUCAUUGUUUUGGUUUUUCUUGGUUCAGACAACUCGGAUAACCAAAAGAGUGUGGUCGAAGCAGCUAUUACAUAAAGCCUGCUGAAACGGGUGUUGAUUCUCAGAAAGAUUAGCAUUUGUCAUCCUUUAACAUACUGUAAUUAGGAUUUAUUUGAUUCAGGGUUUGAAUCAAAACAUUGCUUCAUGCAGCUUUAAUGCAGUACAGAUUUUUCUGUAUAUGUGCCUAAAGAUGUAUUUUGUAGGAAAGUGAACAAAAGUGUUGAAGUAAUUUAUUUUCCAUGGACAUGCUGCACUUUUUAAAAACAUUUUUCCAUCACCAUGAAAAUAUCUUGUGAAUAUGAACAUUGUCAUUUAAAUUCAUUUUCACUGACUGAAUAGUUCAGAGGGUUUUCCACUUUGACCAACAACGGGUCAAUCAUUAAUUUACCUCAGUCUUGUGAAUUCCCUUUUUUACUCUCAUGACCUGUCAUAUAAGAAGAAUUACACUAGGAAAACACACCAUAUAGCCAUGUAAAAUAUUGCAUUUAUAGUUAUUAUUUAAACAGCUUGUGGUUUUGUCCUCCUUUUGAAGUAGAGUGCAGUGAGGCGGUAGCUGCAAUUUAAAGGAUCUCAAUUAGCGCGUUUGGUGACAUACAAUUAUAACAACAUAUAAAUAUCAGAGAAGACUAAAUUCUAUAGUUGCUUACAGUAAAAUAGCUCAGUUAAUGUAAAAGUUUAAAUAUUCCAUUACAGUGGAGAUCACAUUGGUCACAAAUUGCAAAAAAUAUUCCGUCUUUAGUUUGGUGUUAAUUGUAGCAGGUUUUGUGUGGUACAUGUCUUAGCACAGGGUCUCAAAAAUGCAAGAACCAUUGAAUGGAUAUUUAUAAAAAAAAAGAAAAAUGUUGUUUAUGUGUCUGUACUACACUGACCAAACUGAUGUGUUAGAGAAUCAAAACUGUUCAACAAAGUUGUCCUACUUUGAAGUGCAAUGAUAGGGAAUUUUAUUUCAGAGGGAGUAGUAAAGAGUUUAAUUACAGGUCAGUACAGUACAUGUGUUUAUUUAUUAAAUUAUGUUUAUACCUUUACACAAUAUACUGUAUAUGAGUAUACUCGUGUGUGUAUCUGUUUUUGAUCUGCUGUACAGCCCAAAAAAAAUCUGACAAAGGUAUGGCACACCCAUUUGUGUUCAAUCAACUAGGCUGCUAAUGUUUUGAUUAGGAAGCAGAGAGUGUUAAAUGACACAGUAUCUAUUUUUUUAUUUUGAAAUUUGUCAGAGGCUAUGGAUUUGCUGUUGCUGCCAACCCAAUAAAGCUAAAAAAUAGUCUACAUCCAA
Solea senegalensis (Senegalese sole) is the source of this 7719-nucleotide messenger RNA. RefSeq names its product G protein-coupled receptor 52 (gene gpr52). Gene Ontology annotation, biological process: G protein-coupled receptor signaling pathway. Gene Ontology annotation, cellular component: membrane. The record is from RefSeq and is a predicted model, not a curated record. NCBI's taxonomy places the organism in Eukaryota, Metazoa, Chordata, Actinopteri, Pleuronectiformes, Soleidae. Gene Ontology annotation, molecular function: G protein-coupled receptor activity. The transcript has a single exon. Bases 2590 to 3711 code for a protein of 373 amino acids.